Messenger RNA from Zingiber officinale, 1799 nucleotides. Its product is annotated as APO protein 3, mitochondrial-like. The coding region runs from base 413 to 1672 and encodes 419 amino acids. The record is from RefSeq and is a predicted model, not a curated record. Gene Ontology annotation, molecular function: RNA binding. Lineage: Eukaryota; Viridiplantae; Streptophyta; Magnoliopsida; Zingiberales; Zingiberaceae. The transcript is spliced from 3 exons.
UGCCGAAGAAAAAAAUUAAACGAAAUUGAAACAAUCCCCUGCUUUGCGCCGCCACACCCCAAUGGCUCAAAUACUCAAAGUCAAUGCCUUGGCACUGCGAUCAGCACCACCGAGUGCGGCCGACGAGUGUCCGGCGGCUGGAAAUCCUUGAAUCCUUCCUGAAUCUCUCUCUCUCUCGCUCUCUCUCUCUCUCUCUCUCUCUCGCUUUGAUUACAGGAAUUCACGGCCGCUGCGAGCCCGUCCGGAGGCUGCCGAGAUCCCAGCCGCGCCUCCUUCCCCGCGCGGCUUUCGACGAGCGCACACCCACGAGCUCUUUCCCCUUUCUGCUUCGAUCUUCUAAGAGCUAGCCACAUCCCGCAGCCCCCUCUUUGAAUCCCUCUUCUUAAUCAGAGUGAUAGCUUCUAAGAAGGGGAUGCUACUCCGGAAGAUAUUUAUGCGCCAUAGUUCUUGUACAAGAACACAGAUAAGCACUCCACAAUUUAGUUUUUCAGCUCACUUUGCUUCUCAAAGAUCGGUUAGGAACAAUGAAGAAAUUGAAGAUAAGAGAGAUGCUGAUAGUGGAGAAGACUUUGCUUAUUCUGAAGUCCUGAGGCCUGGUCCAAAAUGGCAGAGGAAACCUUAUCCGACCCCUAUGAAGGUGCUGAUUAGGAGGGCCAAGGAAGAGAAGCUAGCUAGGAAGUUAAAUCCAUGCCGGAUCCUCGAAAGUGCCCCCGAGAACGGCCUUCUCGUCCCAGACCUUAUAGAAGUAGCUCAUCAAGUUUAUAAUGCCAGAGAGUCGAUGCUUCAUGGUCUCUCAAUACUUGUCGAAGGUGAGGCAGCCAUUCCCAUUAACAAGUGCAGGUUUUGCUCUGAAGUGCACAUUGGCCAUGUCGGUCAUGUAAUAAGGUCAUGCGAAGGCCGGAAUAGCGGAAUGAGGAAUUCAAAACAUUUAUGGAGAAGAGGAGGAAUAAAAGAUAUCAUUGGUCUCCCAUAUUGUUACCAUCUCUACGAUAGAGUGGGAAAGCCGAGAGUUGGGCACAAAGAAAGAUUUGGUAUCAAAAGGCUUCCGGCAAUAGUAGAGCUAUGCAUUCAAGCAGGUCUCGACCUUGAAGCUUACCCAACCAAGCGAAGAACCAAGCCUGUUUACUCAAUUGAGGGGAGAAUUGUAGACUUUGAGCCAGGAGAGGAUACUGACAUAUUGGUAGAAGACAAUUUUCGGACUGGAAAUCACAUUGUUCCCACCUUCUUGGAGGAUAGGAGGCUCGAAGAUGGAGAAACAAUUAGCGAGUUGAGUGCUAGGACCUUAAAGUCCUGGUUGGAUAUGAGAUCAGGAGCUGUGAAACUUAUGAAGAAAUACAGUGUGAUCACCUGUGGGUACUGCCCUGAAGUCCAGGUAGGUCCUAAGGGACACAAAGUUAGGUUGUGCAAAGCGACCAAGCACCAGUCUCGGGAUGGCUUACAUGCAUGGCAAGAAGCCACCAUUGACGAUCUAAUUAUGCCAAACUACGUAUGGCAUGUUCGAGCUCUUGACGGCCCCCCUCUGAUCAAUGAGCUGAAGAGGUACUAUGGAAAAGCUCCCGCCCUUGUGGAGCUUUGCGUACGGGCAGGCGCCCCGAUACCCAAGCAAUAUGAAAGCAUGAUGAGGUUGGAUGUGGUGCCUCCUGCACCCGAUGAAUAUGAUCUUGUUGUCUAAGAUCUACAUAUUUAUUUGAGUGUGAGGAGCAAGGUUGGCUAUUUUGCCUCUCCUUUCAAUGAGAUUCACCUGUUAAUUCAUUCUUGUUAGAGUGAUCCAAAGAAAAUAAAUAAAUUUUCUAUUACCU